CUUGGGCGCUUGUCCAGGGCCGCGGUGACGUCAUCGGGAGGGGACGCGCGUGCGUGAUGGCGGCGCGGCGGCUCCGGGACGCUUCUUCCUCAGGAGGGUCCGGCGAGUGAAGGCGGCGGUUCAGCCGUGAGGGGAGCAAAAAAAAAAAAAAAGGGCGGCCGCUCCUUCUCCUCCUCGCCGCCUUUGUCCGAAGAGCGACCCCGGCCUUGUCCUCCGCGCCCUCGGGGCCGGGCUCCGGCUAUGGAGCGUCGUCGUCGGGGGGCGUCGUCGUCGGGCCUGCUGGAGGGUCUGCCGGCCCGGCCGUGGAGGUUGCCGCUGCUGCUGCUGUUGGUGCCGCUGCUGCUGGCGGCGCGGGGCGCGGAGUCGGCCUCGGCGGACGGCAAGGCGUGCGAGAAGCCCUGCGCCAACGGAGGACGCUGCCAACCCACCACCGGCCAGUGCGAGUGCCAGCCCGGCUGGGUGGGCGACCAGUGCCAGCACUGCGGGGGCCGCUUCCGGCUUACGGGACCAUCAGGAUACGUCACAGACGGGCCGGGAAAUUACAAAUACAAAACAAAAUGCACGUGGCUUAUAGAAGGAAAGCCCAAUUCCGUCUUGAGGCUCCGGUUCAAUCACUUUGCCACCGAAUGCAGCUGGGAUCACCUUUACGUGUACGACGGAGACUCCAUCUACGCCCCGCUACUGGCCGCUUUUAGCGGCCUGAUUGUUCCCGAGCGGGAGAGCAACGAGACGGUCCCUGAAGUUACGGCCACCUCUGGCUAUGCCCUCCUCCAUUUCUUCAGUGACGCUGCUUACAACUUGACCGGCUUCAACAUCACCUACCACUUCAACGUCUGCCCCCAGAACUGCUCGGGCAGAGGAGAAUGUCGCCCUGGGAAUGGCAGCCAAGCGGUGGAGUGCGAGUGUUGGGAACACUGGAAAGGAGAGGCCUGCGAUAUUCCCAAUUGCCCGGAAGACUGUGGCUUUCCGGAAAGGGGCCAGUGCAGCGCGAACGGAACUCAGGGCUGCGUCUGUUACCCUGGUUGGCAAGGUGUCGAUUGCUCGGUUCCUGUUCCGGCCAACCGUUCCUUUUGGACCCGGGAGGAGUUCUACAUCCCCAAACUCCCGCGAGCCUCUCACAAAGCCUUGGUCCAAGACGAUCUCAUGUGGGUGAUUGGUGGCUACAUGUUCAAUCACACGGACUCUCAGAUGGUCUUGGCGUAUAAUCUGCAGUCCAGAGAAUGGAUGACCCUGAGCAGCACUGUGAACACCGUGGGAAUCCGAUACGGGCAUUCAAUCGCCUUGCACCAAAACAAAAUCUACAUGUACGGAGGAAAGAUAGAUGAAAGCGGCAACGUAACCACGGAGCUCUGGGUCUUCCACAUCUCCAACCAUUCCUGGGUCCCCCUGGCGCCGAAGGCCAAGGAGCAGUACGCCGUGGUGGGUCACUCCGCCCACAUGGUCACCCUGCAGGACGGCACGGCGGUAAUGCUGGUCCUCUUCGGGCAUUGCCCUCUUUACGGCUAUAUCAGCAGCGUGCAGGAGUACAAUCUAGCCACCAACACCUGGAGCAUUUUACAAACCCGAGGAGCCCUGGUGCAAGGGGGCUACGGCCACAGCAGCGUCUACGACGAGAGCUCCCACUCCAUCUAUACGCACGGGGGUUACAAGGCCUUCAGCGCUAACAAAUACAGGCUGACGGACGAUCUGUACAAGUACGAAGUUCAUAAGUACAAGUGGACUAUUCUGAAAGAGAGCCGCUUCUCCCGUUAUUUGCAUUCGGCGGUCAUCAUCAGCGGGGCCAUGCUGGUUUUCGGAGGAAACACGCACAACGACACCUCCAUGAGCCAGGGGGCAAAGUGCUUCUCUUCGGACUUCAUGGCCUAUGAUAUAGCUUGUGACCGUUGGGCGGUGCUUCCUCCACCUGAUCUCCCCCACGACAUCAACCGGUUCGGACACUCGGCUGUGCUGAGCAACAACACCAUGUACCUGUUCGGAGGCUUCAACAGCCUGCUCUUGAGCGACAUCGUAAAAUACACGCCCGAAAGCUGCGAAGCGUACGCCACUCAGCUCUCCUGCUUAAAGGCAGGUCCUGGACUCCGAUGUGUCUGGAACGGCUCCGUUUCCCAGUGCCUCCCUUGGGAAAUAGCCGCCGCGCAGCAAGAACACAAAACGAACGAAGAAUGUCCUUCUUGGCUGGCGGUGGACCAUGAAAAAUGCGACCAGAUUACCGACUGCUACAGCUGCACGGCCAACACCAACUGGUGCCAUUGGUGCACCGACCAGUGCCUCUCCAAGAACAGCAAUUGCUCUGAAGACCAGAGCCCCAUCACCUCCUUCGAAAGCUGCCCCAAGGACAACCCCGCCUUUUACUGCAACAAAAAAACCAGCUGCAAGAGCUGCAGCCUGGACCAGAACUGCCAGUGGGAAGCCCGGAAUCAAGAAUGCAUCGCCUUGCCUGAAAACAUCUGUGGGGCAACGUGGCACCUGGUGGGCAAUUCUUGCCUGAGAAUCACCAACACUAAAGAUAGCUACGACAACGCCAAGCUGGCUUGCAGGAGCCAUAACGCGGCCCUGGCCUCCCUCACCACGCAGAAGAAGGUGGAGUUCCUUCUGAAGGAGCUGCAGAAGACCCAGGCCUCACCCAAAGCUUUGACUCCCUGGGUCGGACUGCGGAAGAUCAACGUCUCGUACUGGUGCUGGGAAGACAUGUCUCCCUUUACCAACACCCUGCUCCGGUGGCUUCCGGGGGAGCCCAGCGACAUCGGCUUCUGCAGCUAUUUAGCAGAGCCCAGCAAUCAAGGCCUGAAGGCUGCCACCUGCAUCAACCUGGUCAACGGCAGCGUCUGCGAACGGCCAGCCAACCACAGUGCCAAGCAGUGCCGGACCCCCUGCGGCCUGAGGACGGCGUGCAGCGAAUGCACCAGCAGCAACUCAGAGUGCAUGUGGUGCAGCAACAAGAAGCAGUGCGUGGACUCCAACGCGUACGUGGCCUCCUUCCCUUACGGCCAGUGCAUGGAAUGGCACACCGUCAGCAGCUGCCCACCUGAAAACUGUUCCGGCUACUUCACCUGCAGCCACUGCCUGGAGCAGCCCGGGUGCGGCUGGUGCACGGAUCCCAGUAACACCGGGAAGGGCCGGUGCAUGGAAGGCUCUUCCAGGGCUCCGAUGAAGAUGCCAGUGGUCGCCCUGCCCUCCACGGGGAAACCCUACCCGGACCCCGUCCUGGAUGCCAGCCUGUGCCUGGCGGAGAACAAAUACAACUGGUCCUUCAUCCAGUGUCCAGCCUGCCAGUGUAACGGGCACAGCAAAUGUAUCAACGAGAGCAUCUGUGAGCGAUGUGAGAACCUGACCACCGGCAAACACUGCGAGAUGUGCAUCUCCGGUUACUAUGGAGACCCCACGAACGGAGGGAUGUGCCAGCCCUGCAAGUGCAACGGCCACGCCUCCAUCUGCAACACCAACACCGGGAAGUGUUUCUGCACAACCAAAGGGAUCAAAGGAGAAGAGUGCCAGCUGUGCGAAGUGGAGAAUCGAUACCAGGGCAACCCGCUCAAAGGAACCUGCUACUAUACCCUUCUCAUCGACUAUCAGUUCACCUUCAGUCUCUCCCAAGAAGAUGAUCGCUACUACACCGCAAUCAAUUUCGUGGCCACACCCGAAGAGCAAAACAGAGACCUGGACAUGUUUAUCAACGCUUCGAAAAACUUCAACCUUAACAUCACUUGGUCGACAAGCUUCGCAGCUGGCACACAGGCCGGAGAGGAGAUUCCAGUGGUUUCCAAGAAUCAAGUCAAGGAAUAUAAGGACAGCUUCUCCAACGAGAAAUUUGAUUUCCGCAACAAUCCCAACAUCACUUUCUUUGUCUACGUCAGCAACUUCACCUGGCCCAUAAAAAUCCAGAUUGCGUUCAGCUCCUACUCUCAUCCCUGAGCCAAUAUCUGUACCAUUUGAUGCAUAGGAGCCGGCUGGCAUACGGCAAGACAAGAGAGACUUUAAAAAGGAUGGACUUCCUUGGGCAGUGGCAUUGUCUGGCUCCUCUGGUCAAUUUCGGGCAAGGCUCAAAGGCUUAGCUUCUCAACUCUAGCCAGCCGAGUAGAAUUAAAAUGAGAAUUAGAAUUAGAAAUAGAA
Molecule: messenger RNA, 4110 nt
Organism: Thamnophis elegans (Western terrestrial garter snake)
Lineage: Eukaryota; Metazoa; Chordata; Lepidosauria; Squamata; Natricidae
Gene: ATRN
Product: attractin
Exons: 25
Coding region: 241-3912 (1223 amino acids)
Cellular component (GO): Golgi apparatus
Molecular function (GO): protein binding
Source: RefSeq, a predicted model, not a curated record